Molecule: messenger RNA, 979 nt
Organism: Striga asiatica
Lineage: Eukaryota; Viridiplantae; Streptophyta; Magnoliopsida; Lamiales; Orobanchaceae
Source: the annotation of a GenBank genome assembly
CCUACAACAAAAGCUACAAACGUCUAAAGGCGAAUGCAUAAAUUCGAACCCUUUAGACAGACAAGCCAAAAACAAACCAACCAACAUACAACCGGGUUGACUUGACUGAAUUUCUUUCGACUUUUUCUUCUUUUACACAGAAUUCCCGCACACGCAAGGACUGAGAUUUGACGAGAGCAGGUAAAGGUGAUAAUGUCUUUCCCUCAUCACUACCAAACAUCUCAUUUCCCAAAUUCUCACCAGGGCACGUUACAGGAGCAGCGAUUCAUGGAAAAAUAGAUCGACCAUUUAUGUACAAAGAUCAGCUCGAGAUUUUGGAGUCCUGAUCGUCGUCGAGAACUUGACCGGUGAGGCUAUUGUCUGGUUCGACAGCGACUUUCCACCGGAAACAAGGUACGACAGCCGUGGUCCUGAAGGCGGACUUCUGCUUCUGCCGGUGCUGCUGCCAUGGUCGAUGGAGGGUGAGGAUGAUGAAGGCCCCGGGGAGAAAGUUCCAGAUUCUGAGGAACGUGUUCAAGAAAACGCGGCAGUUCGGCCUACGGCGCAGCCGUCUCACGCCGGCGACCUCUGUGAUGUAAUGGAACCCGACGGAAUCAUUGGAGUUUCUUUCAGUUCGUGUGGGGAGGGGCAGCGAAGCCAUAAUCCGAUACCUCGGGGGUACUGUUCGCCGGACCCUGAGGAGGAUUUUAGCUCGGGUUAUGAUGGGAAGGAUGUGGUCCUUGAGAAUCUGAGGCAGCUUUGUGUGUUUAGGGAGACUAAGGAAGACAUGGGUGUGAUUAAGUGCCCAAUGAAGGAGAAGAAAUACAAUGCCGAGUGUGCUGAGGGCUGGACCUAAGGAAAAUUGAAGAUGCAUGGGUGAUCCCAAUGUUGAUGUGGAUAAUCCCGUAUUGAAGGAGGAGCAAAAGGGUCAGAUUAGGAAAGGGACGCGUGAAGAUGUAACUAUUUUACCGACCCUUGUCGUGAAUAAUCAUCAAUAUUG